UGCUGGGAGUUCUCAUCACUGAUCCCCGUCAUGGCGUCCCGCGUCCUGCUGCAGUGUGUCCGCUCCCUCUCCCGGCCCUCGCUGAGGCUGUCCUCCGCCCACCCGGCCCUCAGGGUCUCUGUGGUCCCCUCAGCAGCGACCCACCGACCCGUCUCCUUCGCCGCAGCUAGCCGGAGGACGCGGUGGCUGGGACAGAGCCCGAUCCCCUCAGUAGGCGUGCAGUGCCGACAGUAUGGAGACCUGCCCCCCCUCACCGUAGACUCCAUCAAAGAGCGCGUCAUGUGCGUCCUGAAGCUCUACGACAAGAUCAACCCUGAGAAGCUGGUGACAACCUCCCACUUCAUGAAAGACCUCGGGCUGGACAGCUUGGACCAGGUGGAGAUCAUCAUGGCCAUGGAGGAUGAGUUUGGCUUUGAAAUCCCCGACGCAGAAGCAGAAAAGUUGAUGAGUCCUGAGGAGAUUGUACAAUACAUCGCAGACAAGAAAGACGUUUAUGAAUAAUUCUGCUGUUCACUGCAGAGAGUUCUCGACCCCGCCGCGACCCCACAGGAAGAAGCAGAUGGGCACCAAACCAUUUCCCCCCAUCCUCCCUGUCAGCUCUUGUUUCCAUGACAGCACCGUCGAUGGCUGCCGGUCUCGUGUCUGACUGUAUUUAAAUGAACAUGUGCUUUUGGAGCUCGGAGACUAAAGAAAUAUUAAACCGUAUACGUCACAGAUGUUUGUUUCUUCUUGCAGCUCCUCCCUGUGGUUCUGAUGUGUAAUUUCUCAUAAAUAGAUGAAUAAAGUCACACGCUGUGAAGA
Messenger RNA from Notolabrus celidotus (New Zealand spotty), 801 nucleotides. It is a transcript of the gene ndufab1b, whose product is annotated as NADH:ubiquinone oxidoreductase subunit AB1b. Gene Ontology annotation, molecular function: acyl binding; acyl carrier activity. The transcript has 5 exons. Bases 31 to 501 code for a protein of 156 amino acids. NCBI's taxonomy places the organism in Eukaryota, Metazoa, Chordata, Actinopteri, Labriformes, Labridae. Gene Ontology annotation, cellular component: mitochondrion. Gene Ontology annotation, biological process: fatty acid biosynthetic process. The record is from RefSeq and is a predicted model, not a curated record.